Molecule: messenger RNA, 2127 nt
Organism: Strongyloides ratti
Lineage: Eukaryota; Metazoa; Nematoda; Chromadorea; Rhabditida; Strongyloididae
Product: NLI interacting factor domain and Dullard phosphatase domain, eukaryotic and HAD-like domain-containing protein
Exons: 7
Coding region: 1-2127 (708 amino acids)
Molecular function (GO): RNA polymerase II CTD heptapeptide repeat phosphatase activity
Source: RefSeq, a predicted model, not a curated record
AUGACUAAAUCAGCAAUACCCGUUUCAAAAGAUAUUUGUGCACAUGUUAUUGACAGUAUCAAUGCUAAAUAUGACUCUUUUGAAUCAUGUAAAAAAGGGAAAAUAUGUACAAAUGAUAAACGAUGUUGUGGGCCUUUGCUAAAUAAUAGAAAUAAAAAUAAUUCUAAUAUAAUUGUCUACAGGAAUAGUUCAUCUUCAUCUGAAUCAAAAACUUCUACAAUAUCAUUAAGAGAAGAAACAAAUAAUAAUAAAGAUUUUUAUGUUUCUGAUAAUGGAUCAAAAAAUACUAUGAUAAUGUCGACUUCUUCACAAAGAUCUCCUUUAUCGUUGAGAAGGAAUCUUCAAAGUCCUUUACCACGCCCAAGCCAUUCUCUCACAUACUAUGGGAGUAAAAUGGAUGGAUAUAAUAAUCAAAAUAAUGGAUUAUCUCACAUAUCACAGUCACGUACAGUAGUUCCAUUAGUAAGUUCAGGUUUACCAAAUGAUUAUUAUGAUCAAUAUGGCUAUGCUAUAAGCUCAGUUAAUAGAUCUCCAAAUCUAUCAGGAGUAGAUAGGCGUCAUAUUUAUCAUAAUCAACCUAAAAAACCUGGUUCUUUCCCUUUACAUUUACCAAUAACACCGACAUAUAAUAUUGAAACUGGGAAUUAUAACAAUAGUAAACAAUAUAGAAAUAAAGAUAGAAGUUCUAUUUAUCAUGAUUUAAAUAAUUCUGUUUACACUAAUGAAUCACCAAAAAUGGUAAAAAAAUCUAAUCCAUUGUUUUCAAAACCUCCGCCAAAUUAUAUUAAUUCUAAUGAAACACCAACAAUGAUACGGUCUCCAAAAAUUAAUCAAAAAUCAACAUCUUAUGAUAUACCAUAUUAUCCUCAGUAUGAGGAAUUUAUCUCAGAAAGAGAUAAAAAAAUAGAUAUUGAUAAAAAAUUGGACUCUUCAUAUUUAGUUACACGUAAUAAUAAUAAUGCUAUGAGUAUUAUAAACAAUUACCAAAGCCAAGAGAGAGGGCGGUUACCAAAAAAUAUUGAUAAUAAAAUUAUAUUAAAUAAAAAUCAUGAUAAAGCUCAGGAGCCAUUAACUAUAAAUAAUACUAGUAUUAUAACUAGCUCACCAGAUAAUAAACAUAAUUCUAAAGGAAAUGAUAUGAAAGUGAGAAAAAAGGCAAAAGUUCCAAAAUUUAUUAGUACAUUUUGUUGCUGUUUAAGACCACCAAAUAAUUUAAGAUCCCAUGAAUACUGUGCCAAAAAAAAUAAUGGUCUAAAUAGUAAUAUUAAUACUGAAAACUUUAAAAAUAAUAAAAGUAACGGGUAUUCAUCAAACAAUAAUAUAAUUACAAAUAUUAAAAAUAAUGAUAAUAUUAUAAAAAUUGAAAAUGGCAAAAUAUCUACAGUUGGAAAUUCUGGUGAUUCUUUAAGUAAUAUAAUUACUCAAGUAUCAAAAGAUGGAAUGUCACAGGGAAUAUCACAUAGAGAAGAAAAAAAUGAAAUAAUUAAAAAUAUACAAAUAAAUAAUGAAGAUGUAUUAUUAUCACCUAUAUUACCUAAAGAUGUAGGUAAAAAAUGUCUAGUUAUUGAUCUUGAUGAAACUUUAGUACAUUCAUCAUUUUUGCCAGUUCAAAAUGCUGAUUUUAUUAUUCCAGUUGAAAUUGAAGGUGUUCAACAUAAAGUUUAUGUCUUGAAACGACCAUAUGUUGAUGAAUUUUUAGAUGCAGUAGGUAAAAAAUACGAAUGUAUUUUGUUUACAGCUAGUCUUGCUAAAUAUGCUGACCCCGUAUCCGAUUUGUUGGAUCCAAAAGGAAAUUUGCGAUCUCGUCUUUUUCGUGAGUCUUGUGUUCUUUAUAAUGGAAAUUAUGUCAAAGAUCUCUCAAAACUUGGACGACCAUUAGAUCAAAUUAUUAUAAUUGAUAAUUCUCCUGCUUCUUAUGCUUUUCAUCCAGAGAAUGCUAUUGCUGUAAAAUCAUGGUUUGAUGACAAAGAAGAUAAAGUGUUAUUGGAUUGUUUAACAUUUCUAGACAAAAUGGCUGAUGCACCAACUGUUUAUUCAUUUAGGGAUAGGGAUUCAUCAAGUAUUGAAAAUAAUUAUAAUAACUUUGGAAUAAAAUCUAAAGAAGUUAUUGCUUCAUUUGAUGGAUAA